CCCGGAAGUACAACCGCUGCCGUCUUACCGGUGUGCAUUUUGUGAGUGAGGGCGACGCUUUCGAGAUGCCUGGCGCCCCGGCCAAGGGCUCGGAAUUGUCUGAGAGGAUCGAGAACUUCGUGGAAGCCCUGAAGCGGGGCGGCGGGCGGCGCCGUUCCGAGGCUAUGGCUCGGGACACCCUAGGACUGCUCCGGCGGAUCAUCACGGACCACCACUGGAGCAACGCGGGGGAGCUGAUGGAGCUGAUCUGCAAGGAGGGCCGGAGGAUGACGGCUGCGCAGCCCUCAGAGACGACAGUGGGCAACAUGGUGCGGAGGGUGCUCAAGAUCAUCCGGGAGGAGUACGGCAGACUCCACGGACGGAAUGACGAGAGCGACCAGCAGGAGUCCCUGCACAAACUCUUGACUUCCGGAGGUCUGAGAGAGGAUUUCAGCAUCCAUUAUGCCCACCUUCAGCCCAAUAUCAUCGAGGCAAUCAAUGAGCUGCUGGUGGAGCUGGAAGGGACUACGGAGAACAUUGCCGCCCAGGCUCUGGAGCAUAUCCACUCCAACGAAGUGAUCAUGACCAUCGGCUACUCCCGAACAGUAGAGGCCUUCCUCAGAGAGGCCGCCCGAAAGCGGAAAUUCCACGUCAUUGUGGCAGAGUGUGCGCCUUUCUGCCAGGGUCAUGAAAUGGCCAUCAAUCUGUCCAAAGCAGGGAUCGAGACUUCUGUCAUGACCGAUGCUGCCAUUUUUGCUGUUAUGUCCAGAGUCAACAAGGUGAUCAUUGGCACAAAGACCAUCCUGGCCAACGGUGCCCUGCGAGCUGUGGCAGGAACUCACACUCUAGCACUGGCAGCAAAACACCAUUCCACCCCGCUCAUUGUCUGUGCUCCUAUGUUCAAGCUUUCCCCACAGUUCCCCAAUGAAGAAGAUUCAUUUCACAAGUUUGUGGCUCCUGAAGAAGUCUUGCCCUUCACAGAAGGGGACAUUCUAGAGAAGGUCAGCGUUCACUGCCCAGUGUUUGACUACGUCCCCCCAGAGCUCAUUACGCUCUUCAUCUCUAACAUUGGUGGGAAUGCGCCUUCCUAUAUCUAUCGCCUAAUGAGCGAGCUCUACCAUCCUGACGAUCAUGUCCUCUGA
This is a messenger RNA of Chrysochloris asiatica (Cape golden mole), 1121 nucleotides long. It is a transcript of the gene EIF2B2, whose product is annotated as eukaryotic translation initiation factor 2B, subunit 2 beta, 39kDa. Bases 66 to 1121 code for a protein of 351 amino acids. Gene Ontology annotation, molecular function: translation initiation factor activity; guanyl-nucleotide exchange factor activity. Gene Ontology annotation, cellular component: eukaryotic translation initiation factor 2B complex. The transcript is spliced from 8 exons. The record is from RefSeq and is a predicted model, not a curated record. Gene Ontology annotation, biological process: translational initiation. Lineage: Eukaryota; Metazoa; Chordata; Mammalia; Afrosoricida; Chrysochloridae.